This is a messenger RNA of Stylophora pistillata, 1828 nucleotides long. RefSeq names its product ATP-dependent translocase ABCB1. Gene Ontology annotation, biological process: oligopeptide export from mitochondrion. The record is from RefSeq and is a predicted model, not a curated record. NCBI's taxonomy places the organism in Eukaryota, Metazoa, Cnidaria, Anthozoa, Scleractinia, Pocilloporidae. Gene Ontology annotation, cellular component: mitochondrial inner membrane. Gene Ontology annotation, molecular function: ABC-type oligopeptide transporter activity; ATP hydrolysis activity; ATP binding.
UCUGUCAGGAGUAAAUCCACAAGGGUUGAGACUUGAUCAAAGUCUUCCAGGGAAUUUGACACAACUUAGUCGAACAGGAGUAACUGAUCUUGGAUUAGAUAAUGAUCAGUUGCCAGUUGGUGGUUCAAUACCAUGCUCAUUACCGUUAACAGGGAUUCCAAAAGAUAUGGUGUCAGCCAGAGGAAUGGUACCUUUACCCGGUACACCCACAAAUGGUUAUAAUGCAUUAGCACUUGGCUCGCAGUUGAAUUCUGGUGAGGUACAUCAAGGAGGUAUACCUUCUAUACGUGGUGUUAUGCCAACUACAACGCAUUACAAUGCCAAAAACGUGCCUUCAUACACCGAUCAACGAGGAAUUCAAGAGUUUGGGGGAAUGGGUCUUCCCCCAAACAUGCCAAACCCACGACCAGAUCUAUUGGUAUUACCAGAUCCACAGCAGCAAGCGGACCAACUCAUGAGCCAAGUUGAAAAGGAUGUCGAGGCAGCUUUACAAAAUUCUAUCGGGAAAUACCUUGGCCCCAAAGUACAAGAGACCAUUUCGUCCAUAUCAACGCUCGGCAUGGCUCUUUACAACGGAUGGAAGAUGACCUUGGUGGUGCUUGCUGGACUACCAAUAAUUGGGCUGGCCAAUCGGAUUCAACAGAAUGAAGCUGUCACAGUGGAACCGGAGGGGGUUGAAGCACUCAUGAAAACAAGCUUCAAGAAAAUGGAAACAAUUUCCGCUCUCGGAAUGGAAAAUAAAUUUGCAAAGAAAUACAAGGAUGCAAUCUUCGAAAAAUAUAAACAGGCGUUGAAGAAGAUUAUAGCCAGUGGUUUUGCUUUCGCUCUGGGACAAGCUAUGGUAUUCUUCAUUUACGCAGGUGCACUUAGAUUUGGCUGUUACCUAAUCAGCAUUGGGGAUAUGGCUGCCAUUGAAGUUUUGGGAGUAUUAAUGACGGUGCUGUUUGGUUCUUACGCCACAUCGAGCACGCGUGCGCCGUCUCACGCGCAUGAAGAGAACGAGGAUUCAGUGAACAGACUAUUUGACGACGAAAAACCAAACGUGCAGGAUCACAUUGGUGAUCACAAGUUGGACGAGGUUGAAGGCAACUUGGAGUUCAAACACGUUGAACUUCCAGACCCACUCCAUAACGGCACUCCGCUGCUGAGCCAGAUGAACGUGAAGGUCAGGAAAGGACAAAAACUGGCUAUUGUUCUACUGGACAGCGAGAAAGUGAAUCCCUUUGAACUUUUAUUGGAGCGUUUCUUUGAUCCUGUCGCGGGAACCUUGCUUUUAGAUGGAGCAGAUAUUCGCAAUCUGGACCUUUCUUGGUUACGAUCCCAUCAUGCAGUAGUAUCCCAUCGAUGUUUCCUGUCACAUUACAGUAUUGCCGACAACAUUGCUUAUGGCGACAACAGGAGACGCGUGACACAAACGGAAAUUGAGGACGCUGCCUAUUCGGCGUAUGCACACGAAUUUAUCGGGGAUUUACCAAAGAGUUAUGAAACGAUUCCUGAUGAAGAUCAAAUCAAAUUGAGCGAUAGUCAGAAAUUAAGGAUAGUUAUAGCACGGGCAAUUAUCCGCGGAUCGCCACUUAUCAUUCUAGAUCAGCUGGAAGAAGAAGAUCAGGCUGUGACCGAUGCCACUGAUAUUCUUUUCCGGAAUAGAACCUGUCUCAUACUCACAAGACAAAGACAAACAAUUGAAACUGCGGACCACAUCAUCCUUAUGUACCACGGGCGCAUACUUGAACAAGGAAGCUUAAAUGAACUUUUGGCGCAGAGACGCUUGUUUUAUUUAUUAACAAAUUUAGCAGACGCUGACGAGUUUUAGGUUGCUUUUAAUGUU